Aspergillus vadensis CBS 113365 is the source of this 528-nucleotide messenger RNA. RefSeq lists its product as uncharacterized. The record is from RefSeq and is a predicted model, not a curated record. Gene Ontology annotation, molecular function: catalytic activity. NCBI's taxonomy places the organism in Eukaryota, Fungi, Ascomycota, Eurotiomycetes, Eurotiales, Aspergillaceae. The coding region runs from base 1 to 528 and encodes 175 amino acids. The transcript is spliced from 3 exons.
AUGGUCACUUUCGAACAGCUAGUUCGAUUCUCCGUCGGUGAUCACAUGCAUUACGGUGAGCUGAUCAACACCGACGGCAACAGUACGAAGUGCAGCAGCUUGAUGGUACUCCCUUCGACAAGUUGCUUUCAACAGAUAGAAUCUAUACUGUGCCUGACAUAUGUUGAGCUGGCUUUGAAAAUACGCCCACUCAAAUCUCUCAAUCAACAAACAUCAGCUUUCAUCGCCCACCCCAAGUACUCCCAUGAUUAUCUGCACGCGAAGGAGGUCAGUUUGAAUGUCCCGACCUACCCUCCAGUCUUCACCGAACCCACGUACGCCCUCGCUGGCAAGGAUACAAAGAAUGUCUCAACAGGGAACGCUCUGGAUUUUGUUAUCAAAUACACCCCGCGGGAUGAUCUCUCGGAGCGCAACUUUCAGCUCGCCGAGGCGUCUGGCAAUUUUGCUACGCCAAGUCGUUCGACCAGCUCGCUCCCAUCGGACAUGUUCUCAUCAGCUCCCAGGAGGUGCAAGGCCCGCAGCAGAUGA